Molecule: messenger RNA, 1716 nt
Organism: Trematomus bernacchii (emerald rockcod)
Lineage: Eukaryota; Metazoa; Chordata; Actinopteri; Perciformes; Nototheniidae
Gene: mmp13b
Product: matrix metallopeptidase 13b
Exons: 11
Coding region: 8-1387 (459 amino acids)
Biological process (GO): proteolysis; extracellular matrix organization; collagen catabolic process
Cellular component (GO): extracellular matrix
Molecular function (GO): zinc ion binding; metalloendopeptidase activity
Source: RefSeq, a predicted model, not a curated record
AACAACAAUGAUAGCUCUGCUGCUGCUGGCGCUGGUCGCACACUCCUUUGCUCUGCCUCUGCCAUCUGAGGACAAUGACAACUUGCUUUUAGCAGAGAACUACCUCCGUCGAUUCUAUGGCCUUCCAGCUGGUCUCCGGGGUAGACAGAAGUCUUCAGGUACCUUUCAGAACAAGAUCAAGGAGAUGCAGAGAUUCUUCCAACUCGAGGUGACAGGGAAUCUGGACGACAACACUUUGGAGCUGAUGAAUCAGCCCAGAUGUGGCGUACCCGACAUUGGGGAGUACAACCACUUCCCUCGAAACCCCAAAUGGCCAACUAACAAUGUCACAUUCAGGAUAUUGAAUUACACACCAGAUCUGCCGAAGGCUGAUGUAGACAGAGCCAUCCGCAAUGCGCUGAACGUUUGGUCUGAUGUCACCCCGCUGACCUUCAAGAAGCUGCGCGAGGGCAUCGCUGACAUUAUGAUCAGUUUCGGGUCAUUAGAGCAUGGAGACUAUUAUCCUUUCGAUGGGCCCAAUGGAUUGCUUGCUCAUGCAUUCCCACCGGGCCAAGGCAUGGGCGGAGACACUCACUUUGAUGAGGAUGAAAAUUGGACCAAAGAUUCAUCAGCAUACAACCUGUUUAUAGUGGCGGCCCAUGAGUUGGGACACGCCCUCGGGAUGUCCCACUCCACAGAUCCAGGCGCCCUGAUGUACCCCAACUACUCCUACUCUGAAGGCUUCCCACUGUCUGAGGAUGACAUUGAAGGCAUUCAAGCUCUCUACGGCCCAAACCCAAACCAAAGGAAAGUGAAGCCAAAGCCUGACGCACCAAACAAAUGUGACCCCAUGUUAAGUUUUGAUGCUGUAACAGAGCUCAGAGGAGAAACCAUAAUCUUCAAAGACAGAUUCUACUGGCGUCUCCACCCUCAGAUGCCGGAGCCUGAGCAGACACUGAUAAAGUCCACAUGGCCGUCCAUCCCCAACAAGGUGGACGCAGCAUACGAGAACCCAGAGAAGGAUAUAGUUAUCAUAUUUAGUGGGAUCCGAAUGUGGGCUUUGAAUGGAUAUACCCUUGUGGAUGGUUACCCAAAGUACAUACACAAGCUUGGUCUUCCCAAGGACAUAAGGAAAAUAGACGCGGCUGUUCACAUCACAAACACUGGGAAAACUUUGCUCUUCACUGAUGAGCAUUAUUGGAGCUAUGAUGAAGCAGCAGGCACCAUGGACAGCGGCUACCCACGAUCCAUUGAGCAAGAUUUCCCUGGGAUGGGUGACGAGGUCGACGCAGCUGCUAUUCAAUAUGGAUACCUGUAUUUCUACCAUGGAAACCUGCAGUACGAGUACAGCUACACCCACAGGAAGGUCAUGCGCAUCAUGAGGACCAAUUCUUUUCUCAACUGUUAAUUGAGAGUUGAAGAGAUGUGACUCACAAAAUCAUUUUCCCUGCAAAGAAAAUAUGCAACUAAAAAAAAAAAUGUGGGAUGCGGGAUGUCCUUUAACAGUUAAAGUAAAGAAAGAAAAGUUUAUUUUUAUUAGUGCUGGACACCUGUAGGUCAUACAGUAUUAUUUGUCAGACCCAUAAUGCUGUACAAUUCCUCAGAAAUAUGUUUCCUUAGAUUAUUGCUAUUUAUUUUCAAUGUCUAUAUUUGUAUUUCAAGUUUUACUAUAGACAGCAUGAUCCUUAGCAGGUUAAGUUUCUUGUCAGUAACAGCUUUUUUUUAAGCUCAUUAUUU